UCGUUGGUCCACACAUCCACACACCACACGCCAUGAGGGUCACGCGGGCGAAGCAGUACCGGAGGCAUCUCCGCUUCUUCAGAAUCGUCUACGGGAUCUCUGCUCCGUACAAGGUAAUUCUGGACGGCAAUUUCAUCCAUGGAUGCAUCUCCUCAAAGGUCGACAUCGAAAAAAGAUUGACCAGCGUCCUCCAGGGGGCAAAGAUGCACCUGUUCGUCCCGCGAAGCGCGAGAGAGGAGCUCAAGGCGCUAGGACCGGAGUUCCAGAAGGCGUACAACUUCGCAAUAGGGCACUGCAGAGGGCUCCCGCCACCCCGGAACGAAAACCAAGCGGGGGGGGCGGGGUCGGGAUCGGACGAGGAGGGGGUAGGGGCAGGGGGCGGAGAGAAAGGGCCAGACCCAGCCAAAGAAAUUAUCGCGGCGAUCGGGGCAGACAACGAGGGGAAGUACUUGGUCGCCUCGCAGGACGAGAACCUGCGGAUGCGCCUGCGGAGGGUUCCGGGCUGUCCGCUGGUGUUUGUGUCACGGACGGUUCUGGUGAUGGAGCAGCCGUCGGGGAAGAGCAAGGCCGAGUUCGAGAAAGCCGAGCGAAAGAAAGCCGUAGGAACGACAGAGGAGGAGGACAGGGUGCUGGCCGUCCUCAAGAAGAGGGAGCGGGAGGAGCGCGAGAGGGAGAGGGCAUUGCAGCCGCGAAAACGCUUGAAAAAGAGGGCCACCGCCCCGAACCCGCUCUCCGCCAAGAAGAGCAGCAAAGGCAAAGGCAACAGCAAUAGCAGCAGCAGCAGCAGAGGUGGCGGCGGUUCCGGCGCUAAGGGUGGCGGGGCUGAAGGCGGCGCCGCGAAGGGAAAGGCGGCCGGCACGGCCGCGUCGGGAGGCUCGGGAAAUCGCGUUCGUAGGAAGCGAAAAAAACCGUCAUCAUCGUCGGCGGCAUCUGGGAGUGGCGGCGCUUAGGUUGGGUUGUUAUCGUUGUGUUCGGCGGGGUGGGCCGGGAAGGAGAGGGCGCGAGGGAGAGGGAGGUUGUAGGAGGCCUGUUGGUCUGGACGAUGUGUCGGUGUACGGGGUGUGGGGGUGCGAGGGAGAUGGCAGUAGGUAGCCCACCCCUGAGGGCGACGAUCGUGUCGCAAGGUGGGUCUUCUCCGUUCCAGACGCAGAAGUGCCGGGUGCGUUGAAUGUUUUGUGGUGUGACUAUGGUGAUGGAGCGGAUGAUGGCCAUGGGGGGUGUUACUGUGAUACCCAGCUCGGUGGUGUUGUGAUGGUUGUGAUGCACUUAACGUUUUUGAGAGAAAAAAAUAUUGUCUAGACCUACUUGGAAGCAGUUGCAUUUGGUAGUUUUUGACGAUUGCAAAAAGUGGUUUCGACUAAGAAUACGCAUGAGUCAGUACGUAAAUGGAGCGUGACUUACGAGCGGAAAAAGCAACCUUUUACCCGCCGUU
Molecule: messenger RNA, 1432 nt
Organism: Ectocarpus sp. CCAP 1310/34
Lineage: Eukaryota; Phaeophyceae; Ectocarpales; Ectocarpaceae
Source: the annotation of a GenBank genome assembly